Messenger RNA from Salmo salar (Atlantic salmon), 3208 nucleotides. The record is from RefSeq and is a predicted model, not a curated record. Lineage: Eukaryota; Metazoa; Chordata; Actinopteri; Salmoniformes; Salmonidae.
UGGAACGUUAUUUUCAACCAAGUGGUCAUGACUUCAGAGGAAGGCAGAGGGGGGAACUAAAAUCCACAUUUUACUUUCACUUUCACAGCCUCGGUAGGCUAGGUUAUUAACCACACAGUGUUUUAGCAUAUCUCAUGUGAAUUUACUUUUACGAACGAACUAACAAAUAUGUCCAAACUAACGCUUAUCCGAUUGUGCUUCUGGCUUUAUCUGGUGCGAACGGUGGUCUCCGAAGAUGAUCUUUCUCUUAAAGUGGGAGGUGAGCUGGUGUUGAAACCAGAUAAGUCCACAGUGACUGACCCCAUCACAAGCAUCGCAUGGAAGCAUGGGAAGAACAAGGUGGCAGAGUGGGACAAGGAUUUUGGUGGUCUGGACAUCUAUGCUGCCUUCAAAAACCGUACAACCCUGGACCAGACUACUGGAGAGCUGAGAAUCAGUGGAUUGAUGAAAACAGACAGUGGAGUUUAUUCUGUGGAGUUCAACAGCAAACUGCCUGACAAGACAUAUAAGCUAUCUGUUUUCAAGGCUGUCCCCAAACCCACAAUCACUUCUUCCUGUAACACCAACAAAACCUCCUGCACUCUGACCUGUGAAGGUGACACCACUGAUGCUGAACCAGUCACCUACAGAUGGAAAGAGGGAGAGGGGGCAUGGGAGGUUGUAGGCAAACAGCUUACUGUCUCUAAGAGUGACACUGGCAAAUCAAACAAUGGUUACAAUUACACCUGCAAGAUGAAGAAUGCUGUUAGUGAGGAAGUCAGUGAGGUGUUUGGUCCAGAGCGUUCCAAUACCGGUGCUGUUGUUGGUGGUGUUGUCGUUACCAUUGUAGUGCUUGUUGCCGUCAUAACAGGAUUUUUGGUGUGGAAGAAACAGACAGGAUAUCCCCAAGACACCUGGAUCGACUUUUUGAGAAAGUAUUGUAGUGGAAUGUGUGGGGAUGCAGGCAACAUUCGGGAUGAUGUUGCCCCGGAUACUGUUUAUCACACUGUAGGGGAUGUUCAGGUCACCAACCGUGGAUCUUCAGGGGUUCUCUCUGGGGUUGCCAUGGAUACAGUUUACAGCACUGUAGGAGAGAAGUCUUCUAGAGAUUACUCCAUGAAUCAGACUAAUAACAAUCAGCCCACUAACACAGCUAAAGGCAGUGAUGGAGUCCAGCCAGAACAAGGGGUUUUACUAACGGGGGAAGACGACGCAGACAAAGCUGAAAAGGGACAGGGGAAUGGAGCUGCUGAAGCCAGUGGAUCCAACAGUCAUAAAGAUGAAUCAAAGCCUGAGACUAAUGGCAGUGAUGUAGUCCAGCCAGAACAAGCUGGUGGUCUUCCUGGUGGGGUAACUGAGGACCAGAAACAUGGGGUUUGAAGGCUCUCAGUACAUGCCUUCAUAUGUUAUACUGAGACAAACAACCAAGAAGAGAGAAACAUGUUUGAACCGUUGGAGAUGUUUUUAAUGAAAUGUAAAAUGAAGAGAAACGACAAGCAAAUAUUGCACAAAGUAACAUGCAUUCAAUCAGAUGAAGUACAUUGAGCUACAAAGUAUUGGCACAGAGACAACUUUUACCCGAUAUGGAUGAGAAUACCCUCAAAUUAAAACUGGCAGUAUGCACUUUAACCUCAGUCAUUGUAUCAUUUCAAGUACAAAGCCAAAACAACCAAAAAACGUGUCACUGUCCCAAAACUUUUGGAGCUCACUGUAUAAUGUUUGAAUUUUCUGUACUUCAGAAAUAUGAGGGCAAUAUUUGUAUCUCAGAACAUUUGAUGGACAAAAACAAGAGAUGGUCUUAUACUUUGAGGUAAAUAGCUUUGAAUUCUUACCCUUUCUCAGUAUUCAUGUCUCAUCUUUACAAAUCUCAAUCAAUUUGUGGAUGUUUUUUUUUGAUUGAAGCCUUAGUAUCAAUCAUUUAGUGGUUGUAUGAUUCCUUUUCAGGUAUUUUCCCCAGAGUGCUUUAUGCCAACCCACUGCACUUUUUGCUUUUAAUCGUAGAUUGUGAAUCUCUUAUGUAAUUGAAUAAUUUGGCAAAGUCUAGGUGUAGGGAAAAAGUCUAGGUGUAGGGAAAAAGUCUAGGUGUAGGGAAAAAGUCUAGGUGUAGGGAAAAAGUCUAGGUGUAGGGGAAAAGUCUAGGUGUAGGGAAAAAGUCUAGGUGUAGGGAAAAAGUCUAGGUGUAGGGAAAAAGUCUAGGUGUAGGGGAAAAGUCUAGGUGUAGGGAAAAGUCUAGGUGUAGGGAAAAAGUCUAGGUGUAGGGAGAGACUGUUGGUUGAUAGGAACCAGGCCUGAGAGGUAGCGCUCAUCCUCAUCUGCCUUGUAAAGAGAGAGAGAGCUCUGCAGUACUGAGAUGUUUUAUUACUUAGAGAGAGCUCUGCAGUACUGAGAUGUUGUAUUACUAAGAGAGCUCUGCAGUACUGAGAUGUUUUAUUACUAAGAGAGAGCUCUGCAGUACUGAGAUGUUGUAUUACUAAGAGAGCUCUGCAGUACUGAGAUGUUGUAUUACUAAGAGAGCUCUGCAGUACUGAGAUGUUGUAUUACUAAGAGAGAGCUCUGCAGUACUGAGAUGUUGUAUUACUAAGAGAGCUCUGCAGUACUGAGAUGUUGUAUUACUAAGAGAGAGCUCUGCAGUACUGAGAUAUUUUAUUACUUAGAGAGAGCUCUGCAGUACUGAGAUGUUUUAUUACUUAGAGAGAGCUCUGCAGUACUGAGAUGUUUUAUUACUAAGAGAGAGCUCUGCAGUACUGAGAUGUUGUAUUACUAAGAGAGAGCUCUGCAGUACUGAGAUGUUUUAUUACUUAGAGAGAGCUCUGCAGUACUGAGAUGUUUUAUUACUUAGAGAGAGCUCUGCAGUACUGAGAUGUUUUAUUACUGAGAGAGCUCUGCAGUACUGAGAUGUUUUAUUACUAAGAGAGAGCUCUGCAGUACUGAGAUGUUUUAUUACUUAGAGAGAGUUCUGCAGUACUGAGAUGUUGUAUUACUAAGAGAGAGCUCUGCAGUACUGAGAUGUUGUAUUACUAAGAGAGAGCUCUGCAGUACUGAGAUGUUUUAUUACUUAGAGAGAGCUCUGCAGUACUGAGAUGUUUUAUUACUAAGAGAGAGCUCUGCAGUACUGAGAUGUUGUAUUACUUAGAGAGAGCUCUGCAGUACUGAGAUGUUUUAUUACUUAGAGAGAGCUCUGCAGUACUGAGAUGUUUUAUUACUUAGAGAGAGCUCUGCAGUACUGAGA